AUGGACAAUGACGAGGAUGAGGACGGUAACUUCACCAAGUGGAUGAGCAGCUACUGGGGUCACAAUGCCGGGGAGGAGCAGACGAAGGAGAGGAGGCACAGCUUCCGGAGGCCGUCUAAGCCCUACUCCGGCCGCCGGGCAUCGCUGCCCUGUCCGUCGCAGUUGGACGCUAUGCAGCUGAACCGCCUCCACGCCGCCACAAUGGCGCCUGCGCCCGCCCACCUCAAGUCCCGGGACAAGAAGGAGGCCAGGCCCCACAACAACGUCUUCCACACCCCCUUGCUCACCCCCAUGGAGGACAACAGCCAGGCCCGGAGCCCCAGGCUGGACCAGCGCAUCACCACCAUCAACGAGCUGUCCGAGACCUUCGAGCGGAAGCUGAAGUUCCGCAGCCGGAACGUGAUGUCGCUGAGCGAUGCGGACGACCUGUGUAUGAUCUGCCACGAGAACAUGCGCAGCUGCGGAACCGUGGUCACCGAGCUGCACUGCUCACACCACUUCCACAAAGAGUGCAUUGAGCAGUGGCUGUGGAAGAAGCAGUCUUGUCCCACCUGCCACAUCCAUGUGGCCAUGCCCGAACCCUUCUACUGGUCCUCUGGCCGCGUCAAAGUGCCCUGAUUCUGCUGCGAGGUCUCCAGCAUGCAGCCAAAACUACCCACCCCACCCCCACCUCCAUCCCCAUUCCAUCCUGCACCCCAUAACCCCUCCAGGGCUGAACACCCUGAAGAGCUAUGCAGGCGGCUGAUGGUGACCCAACCCCACUUUCACAGCACAGCACUAUGCAGCAAGGUGAGAAACCCCACCGGACACCUGUUAGAGCUCUCCUCAGCCAGAGCCCCAAUCCAGCAGCUGCUACACCUGUACCUGCUGAUGCCUACAGUGUCCGGGCAACAUGUAAUCGUCCUGAACCCGGAGCAAGUUAGACAAGGGAAGGCAAGCCAGUGUAGUGUAGCAAUGUAUCUUCUGAACAGCAAAUAAUGGUACUGAAAGUGAACUGUGUUUUUUACCUGCUUUGAAUUAUAUUGACAACAACCCGGAAUGUAAAAAUGAAUGUAAUGUAGUGAAUAUGAACUGUCAUUAGAAGUCCAGUGCUGUCUGGGGCACUGAGGCAGAACUGACCAGGCAUUAACCAAAGCAAGCUGACUCCACACAAGGGCUUUCUUACUUUCAGAGAACUCAGGGUAAUUAGAGCACCACAUUAAAAGCCACAGAUAGGUUCUCAUAUUUCUUCCUCUCUACCAUCAAAAUCCUAUCCCUAUCCUAUUACCACCCCUGCCUUUGUCUGAAUCCCAGCAUGCACAUCACCCCCUUGGAGUUGGUUGCAAAACAUGCGUUCUGCCAAACAAUAGAACAGGGAGAGCUAGAGGAUGUUUGUCAUAUUACCUCUACAAAUAUUGUAAAUAAUAUUAUUUAAAUGCUUAUAUAUGCUUGUUGUCAUUACUAUGAUAUACUGUAAUUGCUUUUACUAUUAUGUAACAGGUACAGGGAGAAAAACAUUGUCAGUAUUGUUUUUGUAAUGUAUAUAAACUGUAUGUGUAUCUGCCAUUAUCAACACACCACAAGAACCAGUUACAUCCUGCAUGAUGGAGCAGGGAUUGUGCUCGUGGAAAA
This is a messenger RNA of Megalops cyprinoides (Indo-Pacific tarpon), 1611 nucleotides long. RefSeq names its product leukemia NUP98 fusion partner 1. Bases 1 to 618 code for a protein of 205 amino acids. Lineage: Eukaryota; Metazoa; Chordata; Actinopteri; Elopiformes; Megalopidae. The transcript has 4 exons. The record is from RefSeq and is a predicted model, not a curated record.